This is a messenger RNA of Zeugodacus cucurbitae (melon fly), 2109 nucleotides long. RefSeq names its product UPF0489 protein C5orf22 homolog (gene MESR6). Lineage: Eukaryota; Metazoa; Arthropoda; Insecta; Diptera; Tephritidae. The coding region runs from base 151 to 1617 and encodes 488 amino acids. The record is from RefSeq and is a predicted model, not a curated record. The transcript is spliced from 2 exons.
AACAAUCGCUGAUUUUCGCCGAAAUUUGUCACUUUCAUAUUCAAAGAGCAAACUCAGAGAAAAAGAAGUUCAAAGCACUCAAAAGAAAACAAAAUAGUGAUUUUACAAAAAAUUUCGCUUGACAAGUAAAAUAAGAGAUUUUAAUUAAAAAUGGAAGGAGAUUCGAAUCAACAUAGUGCCUCGUCCACAGUGGAGUUACCAACUACAGGAGUAGUAGACGCCAGCGAUGUAUUAGUAAAAUCAUCAUCCGCGGUAAGUGAAAGCGUGUCAACGGAAAAUAUUGAUACAGUCAAUACUAUGAAAGAAACGACUGAAAGUGAGGCGGGCACGGAGGAACAACCGCCAACAAAGCGGCCCAAAUCGGAAUUAGAUGAUGAAAAUGGUUUGGGUAAUGUGUCGACCACGUCGAUCGCUGGCACCAUUUCUGAAAGAAUUACUCUAAAGCCGAAAGAUUUUACUUUGGAUACAGAAGAAUUGAAGAAUGCGCUGCCGCGUAAAUUCCAACGCAUUCCCAUUUUUAUAGCUGACUAUCACAAUGAUGUGUUAGAAUUUAUAUACCGUUGCUUGGCUACACGUCAUUUACCGCUAGAGAAUAAUAUAUUGAUACAUUUUGAUUCUCAUCCUGAUAUGGUUAUAUCGCGUGAAAUUCCCGCUAGUGCUUCUUAUGACAAGGAAACGAUGUUGGCCGAACUUAGCAUUGAAAAUUGGAUUAUGCCGGCUUGUUACGCAGGUCACUUCAAUAGAGUAAUUUGGCUGAAAAAUUCGUGGUGCCAACAAAUUCCUAUAGGCAAAUACAAUUUUAAAAUCGGCAACAAAAAUGAUAAAAUCAGUGUUGAUUGUCCACUUGAUUAUUUCAUAUCUGAAGGUAACUACUGUGAUACAAAAGAGUUGCUGGAUACGCGUAACAUGGAACUACAAGUAAUUAAUGUAGACACAUCAAGCGAUAGUACACCAAUUGACACCGCACAGUUCAUUAAAGAGGCAGAUGGACCAAAUUUUGUAUUAGACAUUGAUUUGGAUUUCUUCAGUACUUCAAAUCCAUUUUUAGAAAUCUAUAAAGAUGCAAAUUGUUACGAACAACUCACCGAUAUCUUUCACUUUGAACCCGAAGUGAAAGACUGCGGUGGUACAACAGAGCGACGUAAGCUGCAAUUGGAAGCGCUUAAAAAGAUAUUUGAACAUUUGGAAGAAACACGUACCCUGGAUGGUUUGACACCGGCACCCGAUCCCACUAUUAUUGCUCCAGAGACUUAUGUACGCAUUGAGAAUCUUGCCAAAUCAUUGCAGAAACACUAUGCCGACGAUGAGAUAGACUGGCUACUCAUAUAUGAUUCGGGUAGUACCACGGACACAAAUGGUUUGCCGCAUCAUAUCAGCACAGCCAAGGAAUUGGAACAAUAUUUUGCACAAUUCAAGAGCUUAUUACAAAAUUUACCCACGCCACCGGUGCUCAUAACAAUGGCUUGCUCGGCCGAAGAUGAUUACUGUCCCAAACAUCAAGUGGGUGUCAUACAAGAGCGAGUAUUGCAAGUAUUACGUGAGGUAUUUGGUGAUCGGUUGCAUGAUAAAGCUAUACUACAUUAUUUGGACGAAGAAUGGGAUGUAAUGCAGUUGUAAUUGAAUAACUUGGUAUGCAAUGGCUGUGUUUAAGUGUAUACGUGUAUUUCCCGCAGCGGUUAUAUACACUUGCAAAAAUCGGGUGCUGAGUUCGCAUAGUUCCACCAUUGCAAAUAAAUAUAUGAAACGUACUCUAAGUAAGUAUGUAUACAUGCGUAGUUAAAUAUGUUUAAUGGCUAUAUGUUUUUUUAACAUAUGUCAUUUGAACAAAUUAUGUAAACCUUUUACAGUGUACGCACUGUGCACAAUUUAUAUGUAGUUGUAAGCGAUGAGAUGUAGUAAUUAUAGCAUAUUAUUUUUUAUUUAAAAGUCCAACAUAUUGACUAAUAAUUAUUAAAAAAAAGUAAUAAUAUAAAUGAUAUUAACCAGGAAAACUAUUAAUUGUUUAAGUGAAUAUAAACAUAUGCUAUACAACUCGAAGAUAUUAAUUAAGUAUCAAACAAAAUAACGAUUCAAUAAAGGAGCGUUUAUAGCGCAUUUUAACGCAGAACA